AUGGAAGGACUACCAUGUGUAGCCGAAUGCAGCGGACCCUACUCUUGCAUUGACGGACGCUGUAGAAGAAAUGAUUGUGAGCGACGUGUCUGUCAGCUAGGUGAGGCUUGCGAAGGUGGUCAAUGUCAACGAGUCGCUGGUCGCUUCUGCACAUGGGCUCCUCGG
Molecule: messenger RNA, 165 nt
Organism: Strongylus vulgaris
Lineage: Eukaryota; Metazoa; Nematoda; Chromadorea; Rhabditida; Strongylidae
Source: the annotation of a GenBank genome assembly